CACUCUGCUGCACAGCCAUCACGAUGCAACGUCUUCUUGUUCUCGCCUGCCUGGUGGCCGUGGUCGUCGCCGACAGCUACAAGACGCCCAUCCCGAUCCUCAAGGACGACCGCACACAGAACGCCUACGGCGAGUACACCUUCGACUUCGAGACUGGAAACGGCAUCGCCAGGAACGAGGCCGGAAAACAGGCUGAUGGCCAGGAGUCCUCGGGAGGAUGGAGCUACACCGCUCCCGAAGGCGUGCCCAUCAAGCUCAGCUUCACCUCCGGUGUGGGCGGCUACCAGCCCGUGGGCGACCACCUCCCCGUGGCACCCACGCCAGUGCCUCUUCCCUACGAACGUCAGGACUACUAAACCGUUGUCCUUUCUUAUCACAUCAGUCAUAUCAGAAAUUGGAACAACUAUUUCUCUUCGUGAUAUUUGUGUUAAGAGCCUUGUAUCUAUUGUCUCCGCUAUUUAUGGAACGAAAUCCGUUCACAUCCAAUCCUCUACAAUAAAGCCAUGACGGAAGUA
Messenger RNA from Penaeus vannamei (Pacific white shrimp), 515 nucleotides. RefSeq names its product endocuticle structural glycoprotein SgAbd-8. Gene Ontology annotation, molecular function: structural constituent of chitin-based larval cuticle. Gene Ontology annotation, cellular component: chitin-based extracellular matrix. The record is from RefSeq and is a predicted model, not a curated record. NCBI's taxonomy places the organism in Eukaryota, Metazoa, Arthropoda, Malacostraca, Decapoda, Penaeidae.